AUGGGGUGUCGCGAUCGGGUCCGAGGUUCGACGGAUACACGGUUAUCAUCCUCAUCAUCAUCAUCAUCAUCAUCGUGGUCCUCGCGAGUCUCGGCAGGGGGACUACGUGCAGCAAGAGGAGCAGGUGUCCAGUGGCAGGCACUACUACCGGGAGAGGGUGGUCGAAGAGGACGAGAGUUCGUGGGUGCUGCUGUCACACCUACAGCAGCAACAGCGAGCUGUCGCUUGUGCAUCGCUGGCCCAGGGGAACUUCUAAGGGCCCCGCCAACCCGGACCGUACAGGCAGGCUCCUGGUCCAUCGGCCCGGGACACGCACGAGCGGGGCUGAUUCCGUUGAAAGGAGAGCCGCCGGCGGGCGAGUCAGACGACCCUUUCUCUGGAUCGUCGACCUGGCUUCACACUGCAACAGAACCAAGUUGUUCGAGGAAGCGACUCAAGCACCAUCAGGGGAGAACCAAUGCCAGAUCCGUCAUCAGGGGCUCAACGAAACUCGGGAAAACUCACUGUCAGAAAUUAGAAAUAAGAGGCUCCAGCACUAUCAGUUAUCGGAAUCAGUACCGUGUUUUGGUGAGGUACAGGGCCGUCAAGAGCGGCUUCAAGGCGAAAGCCAGCAGCGUACGCGUGAGGCGAAAGGCGGGCUCAAGCCUUCCUGGCAGCGAUGCGGGGCCUCCCGCAGCACGGCAUACGCGAUCACAAAACGCACAGCCUCUCCAUUUGCACUUGGAGAUUUACUCCUCAUCACCGAGCGGUGUUCCUUGGACCCCCCGCGGAGUCACAAAGUGGGAUCACCAGGAAAAACGAAAGUUGCGCCUUCGGUCGGCGGUCCUCGUCGAGGAGCGUCGACGACAACGACGUGGGGACCUCGAAAGAGUCCCCGAUCUCAUGCCCAUGCGACUCGACCCGCCCCGUGUUUCGGGACCACCCACUACCAGCGAAAGCAAGCCAGCGGCACCACAGGCUGAACAUUCUUCAAGCAAACUCGAAUUAUCUCCCCUCAAUCACUUCUUUCAACAAAAUUCUCGAAUUUCACACUCUUGCUCUCAAAACAUUCAAUUUAUCAAGCACCAAGGAUCCAAUUACAACUCCAAUAAAAGCGAUCAACAACCCACAGCCGGACCUAUUGCUGAGACUGAUAACCUUUCCACAUUUUCUCACAUCGACAAUGCGGAUCAGACUCUCCGAAACAAAGUGUCACUGUUCUCCACCGGAAACCCAUAUUCGUGUCAACGCUAUCAUCCAUAUUUUCAGAAACAGUGGGUUAUCAAGAGAAGAAAAAUUCUCCGAAAGUCAUCCAUUGUGGACACAUCGACAGAUGCAAAACUCAAGUUGUUGGGCUUACCUCCUAACAAUGUGCUUGCUUACACUGCCUUUAUUAACGACGAUAACGGCGACCACGACGCGAAUCAUGUCAAUAGUGACCAAACACAAGUACCAAAUUUCAAAAAUCCGAUUGAUACUCAGGAAGAAUACGAUCAAGAGACCCUACAGACGAAAAUUGCGAGAUCAAGCUGUGUCAAUAAUAAUCUAUCUGAAACAACCACGUGCGUCGUCUUGCCAGGUGAAUACUUCAUCGAUGCCUUCAAGUCCACAAGAACUAUCGCGAGUGAAACGAGGGUCGAGAGAUUUUUCAACGAGACUGAUGCUCGCGACGAGAAUUUUUCACGUAUUAAAAGCAAGAGGAAAAAGACCCCUUCACGGUCUCACUGUUGUUAUAAAGACAAAGACUCGAGCACUGAUGACUUUAGAAACGACAAAAGUGACUACUUGUUUAAGAGCAGGAGAAGAAACAAGAACAAAAGAAACCCCUACACUGCCCUACUCUCAAAGUCAACUAUUCACGAAUGUCGUGAAAGUAAACUUUCCCUCUUCAAGGAUACCAAUCCUUUUUUCUCUAAAACUCGAAAAGCAAAAAGAAGCAAUUCUUCCUUGGGAAUUCUGGGCAAGGGCAACGCGUUGUUUUUCAUCUUGUUCCUUAUGGUGUUGCCCCUGUUGUGCUCUACGAAUCCCUCGGCUCAGGUCUCUUCGGCCUUGGCGCAAAAGUCGCCCCUCUCGCGCAAUGAAGACUACACGCAGCGCAACGGCUCAUUCACGGUUCACCAGUACACCCCGAGCAACAAUUUGCGGCAAGGUCAGCAGAUUGUCCAGGAGCGGCAGAGAGCCCACCCUUACAACGAAUAUGCUUGGGAGGUGAACCAGAUUAACCCGUGGCUGUCGGCGUGCGAUCUAGCGGGUCCGGCUCCAGCCGAUCUCCUGGGCAGUUGUGGUCCCCCGGAGGUGCCCAAGUAUUGUCCGUACCCCUGUAGGCCGACGUCACCGGGUGAUAGCAACGCUGCCUUUCGCGAAGUCAUUGAGAGGCUCAGCGAUAAAAUUAAGAGGAGGAAAUCGAGGUCGGGCAGGAAGUCGCGAGCGGACACGAGUCCUGGCAAGGGGAUGGCUCCGGAACAGUGCCUUUUUUACCUUGAGGAGUCGCAUAAGAGAGACAUCUGUCGGGAUGAUUUUGGUCGGGGUAGUCCGCUGAGUUUUUUAACCCCGAGGGAGAAUCGAUAUUGGUUCACGAGUGGCCUGCGUCUACGGCAUUGCUGCGAGCACGCGGUGGUUAACGCCCUGACGCCUGGCAAGGAUGGCCCGCUUGAAGAUGUUUUGAAUGGGGGCAAAAAAUGCGUUGAUGCCUUGGAUAAACUACUUCUAGUCGAUGCCCUCGCCGCCAGGUUACACUGCGAGUUUGAGGAGGUAUUGGCGCGAUACGACUGCGGGCAAUCGUACUCGGUCAUCCACAAUUGCACCCACUGCAAGGAAGCGUAUAGAAAAUGGGUGUGCAGCUCCCUGGUGCCUUACUUUGCUCAUGGGGGACCGCUGGAAUUGGAAUCCACGCAGAUAUCUUGGGCCGGAAAGAGAUUACGGCCCUGUCGGUCCUUCUGCCAAUCCGUGGAACAACGCUGUCCUUAUCUACUUCCGGGUGAUCGUGCGCCUGCAUACCCCACACAAUACGCAGGCGAACCUACAUUUCUUUGUCAAGAUCCUAAUAUUCCUGAAACGGGGGAACAAUCAGUGAGAGCGUUGCAUGGCGAUGAGAAGAAUGAAUGUUGCUUUCGUGUUUGUUCUGAAAAUGAACCGGGACUGGGUAUUUGCGCCAAUUGUACAGAUCAAAAACCUCAUGGAAGUGUUGUUAUUUCUGAUCCUUCAACAGCACCUCACUGCGAGAUUAAUCCUCUUCCCAUUUCAUCUGGUAAAGGAGGCCAACAUCAGAAGCAACUUGAAUUGAACAUGGCAGGCUCUUCAUCUUCUCCACUGGACCAACAGCAACAGCCCCAGCCGCCGCAGCAGCCUCAGUCCUUCUGUGGCACCGGAGGCGUUGGUACCAUGAUCAGUUCUUCAUCCCCGAGCACAGCAUCCCCAUCAAUACCUAUCCUCUAUCUCUUGUGGGUGUGGGGCGUCCUGAUCCCCAUCUGCACUAGUCAAACAACCAUCACUUGGUGUCUAGUGCUCGAAAUCUUGGUGAAAGCUCUACCCACUUCUCUCACAACUAAUCGACAUUCCCGGCAUCGAGUUCACUCCAGGACUACUAGAGAUCGUGUCGCGUAUCCAGCGAAGCGUCUCUUUCUCGCAAUCUUCCGUCAUGAAAUGGUGAUCAAGUGUUGGUGUCGUUGGUGGUUGUACUGGUGGUGGUGGUCGUGGAGGUGGAAGAGCGGUGAUCCCUGUUUUAGGCUAAACCAAGUGACGAAUAAUAAUAAUAAUAAUAAUAAUAAUACUAAUCAUAAUAAUAAAAAUAAUAGAAAACCCAGGUGUCAGCGUUGUCCCAGAAGAAACUGUGAAUUCGGGUGGCAGCCUCGUCGUCGGAGGCGUCGAAAGCGGCGAAAGAAACGUUUCUGUGCCUCCUGCCAUCACCUUGGGUUCGAUCUCGAUCGAUCGACUUCCUGGAGGAAUCCGUCUUAAGGUCCUUAAACUAGCGUAAGAGCGUAUGACGCGCGGAUGUGCAAUGCAAUUCACCCCGUGUGAAUAUGAUCCUCGCUCGAGGAUCUCGACUCUGCCAUCUCCUGGACCACUGUAGCGCUUCAGAGAAAGCCAUCUCAGAGAGAAGAAAACACCAUCUGUCCAGGAGACUCGACAAGGGUAGAAAUAUCCAAAUGGAGUCGACAAAUGGUUUUUAAAAUGGAAAUACAAAGAAUUGUAAAGAAACGAGGGAGGUAACAAAAAUAAAAAAAGCAAAAAAAAUAUAUAAGCGAGUAGAGAAAUGGGGAAAUUUUAAACAAAUGUGAAUGAAUGAAUGCUUGAGAAAGAAUAUAUAAAUAAUGAAAAGUGCUUGAAAACAAAAAAAAUUAGUUAAACAAAUAAAUAGGGAUGGUGAUGAUGAUAAUUUGCAACGCCAUGCCAACGGAAAUAACAAUGAUCACAAUAAUACAAUAAUAAUGAUUAUAAUAAUUAAAUUAACGAGUAAAGAAAAAAAUAAUAAUAACAAUAACGUAAUGAUAAAAGUAACGUUAACGUAAAGUUAUAACAGCAACACAAUUAUUAUAUACAUUACUUACGGUACAUGCGUACGCGCAUAAGUCAUUUACGGUAACGAUGAUAUUAAUUGGAGCAACAUAGGUAGAUAGUACGUCACGCUCGUUUAAGCAGUACUCAUAAAGGGGGGAUUGUAGGGGGGUGAAAGAACCUGACGGAGAGGAGAGAAGAGGAGAGAGCAACCCUGCCGAGAUGUGAAUAGAUGAUUCGAUACUAUUAUCGAGAUAUAAUAUGUGUUCGUUUAGGCAUUAUAAUAUAAAAUAAAUACUAGGCAUACGAGCUGGAAAAAUAAACACGAGGGUGCAUAGGGGAAAAAUUAUAAGUCAAGAAAUAAUAUUGAAAAAAAAUUAAUUAUUAAUAAUGGAAAAUGAAAAUAAUUUUUUGUAGAAAAAAAAAGUUAAGUGCGGUUUGUCAUUGGCCAUCAUAUAUAUAUAAUAUUAAAAAAGACAACAGGAGUCUUUUUCUUAUGGCACCGAUUUCCUACUAAAAAAAAAAGAAACAAGAAACAAAUCAAGAUAGUUGUACGCACAAUAUUUGAUUGAAUCGCGAGGCGACAAUGAUCAACGGUCAGAGAGAGAAAGAGACACAAAAAGAGAGAAGGAGAAAAAGAAAAGUAUUUUUCGGAUUUUGUUGAAUUCGGGCAGAACUGCGGCGGUCCUUGUGUUCAAGAAAAAUAUUGUCCCUUUCAGACCCCUACACCUCAUCCCUUGUUCUUCUCUACUUGUCAAGAGUCACUAUACGCACAAAUUUUAUUCCGAAAAAAAACUAAGAAAUCGCGUUUUUUACAAGACCAACGUGUACGCUCUCAAGUCGCUGGACCACCCUUCUUGCAGAUCAACGAGAUCCAUCUCGAUUCCGUGGAUUAUUGUCGCCGAAAAUUUGUUAUCCGAGUGAUGAAAUAUGAAUAAUAUCAGAAUGAUGAAAUUUAAUAAAGAAAUGUUAUUUUCAAGUACGUUUGCGCACAUUUACACACAGGCACGCACACGUUCGUAAAAUAAAUGAAACGACUCCUCUUUAUCUAAUAAUCGAGUGAAUUUGGAUUUAGAUUUUAGAUUCAUUUAAUUAUUCGAGUUUUUUUUUAUUGUUUUUGGUAAAUUUCUAUUAUCUGCGUUCAAUUAAACUUUAUUAUGAAAUUAACCACCUUGCUGGAGGUAUAUUUAUCGUAUUAAUUAUUUUAAUUGGAUGCUCAUAUAUAGCAAAGAAACUUUUUUCACACGCUGACUAAUUCAAUUUCACUCGAUAUAUUAUAUGAUAAAUAGGAGAAAUUGCUUUUCCAAUAAUUUCAAUUCUCUUUAAUCGGCCUAAAUAACUCUAAUAGAAGUUAUGAAAAAAAUAUGCUACAGAUAUAUAUGUAUAUACCCAU
This is a messenger RNA of Leptopilina heterotoma, 5866 nucleotides long. RefSeq lists its product as uncharacterized. The record is from RefSeq and is a predicted model, not a curated record. Gene Ontology annotation, cellular component: plasma membrane. The transcript is spliced from 5 exons. Gene Ontology annotation, molecular function: stretch-activated, monoatomic cation-selective, calcium channel activity. Gene Ontology annotation, biological process: calcium ion import across plasma membrane. Bases 1 to 3933 code for a protein of 1310 amino acids. Lineage: Eukaryota; Metazoa; Arthropoda; Insecta; Hymenoptera; Figitidae.